CAACAUUUUUGUAAUAAUACUGAUGAUCUUAAACAGAUACUGUAAAAACACUACAAGUAGAAAAAUAAGAUGUAUUCGAUAAAAAUCAGUUUAUAUCAGUGAUUACAUGCUGGAGCGAAGGCAUACUGUUUUUUCAUAUAAAAAUUCUUUUUAAAACGGAUAUAAUUUCUAGAAAUCGAUCUCUACUUUUAAGACAAGUGAACUUUGUCAUGAAUUCAGCAAAUGAAAAUUUAUGAUUGGAAAUGAUGGCUCCAGGAAAUAGAAAUUGACAAGUGUAAAAGAUGUUGGUUCCUGCGUAGAGUUGAUAAGGAUAUAAUGAUCUGAAGGACGUUGUUGUGUUCGAUUUCUUUGCAUCAACUAGAAAAAGGGUGUCGGGUUAAUGUUUACCUGGACUCAACUAAAAUGUUUCGGUUGAGAUCAAAAUCUUUUGUUGAAAGAAAAAGAAAAAGCAGCACCAAUUCUGCAAACUCACUUGUACUCAGACUAUCAUAUUGUCAUAACCUAAAAGAUUUUAGACCUCGAUGUGCAAGCUCCCCAGCCUCUGACCUUACCGGAAGACGUGAUGUUUUUAGCAGACGACAAUACGGUUCCGUAGAACAAUUGAACGCUGUAGAAGGUGAUGGUACACAAACUGCUGGAAGAUUUCGAGUAGAAACAGGAGAUCUAGAUGGCGAUGACCUUUCAAGUACAGUCAACAGCCCAGUUCAUUUAGAGAAUCCAGAAUUCCAAACACGAUGGUACUUCAAAUACUUUCUAGGAAAACUUCACCAGAACUAUGUAGGCACAGAUAUUGAUCGAGAGCCAUUCCUGCUGUCCGUGGUCGUCACAGAUGCAAAUAACCAUAAUGUUCAACAGUACAGGACUAUCUUGUGGUGCAAGACUGGAGCCAAGAAGAUAGCAUUGCCUUAUAAUCAAAGUAAACCACAGACCGUUAAAGGCAUCUUAAGUCAUUUCAAUAUUAAUAAAACAGAAAAAGGACCAAAAGAGAUAUUUGACUCGGAAAUACAGAAAGAAUUACUUGUUUUGGAAGAACAAGAGGGAUCAGUUAAUUUUAAAUUUGGAGUUAUUUAUGCGGAAGAGGCUCAGGUGUGUGAUGAUGAAUUCUAUAGCAAUGAAGAGACAACAGAGAGUUUCAACAGCUUUCUUCACUUACUGGGUUCUUCUGUUUCCUUAAAGGGAUGGGACAAAUUCAAAGGUGGCUUGGACGUAAAAUCAAAUGCUACUGGAACUGAGUCAGUUUAUACAGUGUAUGAGGGGCAUGAGAUAAUGUUCCAUGUGUCAACACUACUGCCUAUCUCUAAAGAAAACAUGCAGCAGGUUGAGCGGAAAAGACAUAUAGGCAACGACAUUGUAAAUAUUGUGUUUUAUGAAUGUGAUAAAGUGGACAGUACAACCUUUAAGCCAUCUAUGAUGAAAACAAGGUUUACUCAUAUAUUUGCAGUUGUUGUAUAUUGUAAACAGGAUAACAGUUACAGGCUCGUGGUAUUUUCAGAAGAAUCUGUUCCGUUAUUUGGGCCACCUCUGCCGUCACCACCAACAUUUUACGACCAUCGAGAGUUUAGGGAUUUUUUACUGGUGAAAUUAAUAAAUGGUGAAAAGGCUGCAAUAAAUAACCCUUUAUUUGCACAAAAGAGAGAACGAACAUUGGAAAUGUUAAUUAAAAAUCUAUACCAAGUGUACAUGUCAGAAAUCAACAAGAAUAAUAUGUUGUACCGACGAGCAUUUAGUGAUGUUAUUCAAGAUGUCCAAAGUUCGCGGAAAGAAGAAGCAAGACGGGCAGAAUUUGUCCGAGUCGGGCAGACUUUGAAGUUGAAAACUAUUUUGAAAGGAGAUGCUCCAACCAGCACAGUAACAACAGGAAUACUUAAAAGAGAGCCUUGGGAACCACAAGAGUGUUUUAUGGAUUUUCCAAAUCAAAUACAUUGUGGUGAUUCUUGGGGUGACAAGCUUGUUUUGUCAACAGACGCAGGAAUGCUUCUUUUGGAAGAAGGUGCGCCGUCUAGAAUGUUGUUUGAUAAGACAAUUCCAGUGAGGCAACUUGAUGUAAUAGAGGACUAUGGUAUUUUAAUAUGUAGGAUGGAUAAAGGAAAGGAUGGGAAAAUAGCUAUUUUCAGACUUGUUGACUUUGAAGGAGAGAGCAAUGAAGAAGUAAUACGAGGACGGACAGAGUUUAAAGAUCACACACUUGAAAAGACAAAAGGCUGCCAUUUGUAUGCUCUAAGUCGACCAGAAUCCAGAUACCUUAGGAUGAUAGUUGCUAUACAAAGACGUCUUUUGCUGUUCACAUGGAAACAUUCUUCCGCAUGGACAUCAUGGUGUCCAACUGUCGAUAUUGAGCCUGCCAAUGAAUUUACAUUAGUUAGGGAACUGCAGUCUUUUGAAGUGCCUCAACUUAUAACGUUGAUUGACGGUAGUAAAGAUGAUAACCAAAUAUGUGUAGGGUACAAAAAUCAGUUUGACCUAAUAAACGAGAAAAAUGGGGACACAUUACAAAUGUACAGCAUUGAUGCCAACAAGGUCAACCUAGUGUCAUCUUUGGAUAUCUAUGAAGAUGAAGAAGUGGAAUUACUAUUAAGUUAUAAUUAUGAAAGUCAUUUUCAAAAGCUGUCGGAAGACAUUACCUUUGACUUUGAUUUCCAUUGGAAUUCUGAGCCGAAAUCAAUUGUUUGUGCCUUUCCAUAUAUUCUUGCAUUUACCCAAGACACGAUUGAGAUACGACUGAUUAUAAAUGGUAACUUGGUGCAUACGAUGACCAUGCCAGAUCUAUGUCUCAUUACAUCGAAGGACGACAUAUUCUUUUCAACCUCAGCAGGACCAAAUUCACCAAUAGACAAAAGCAAGGAAAAAGAUUUUUCUUACACACCACCAUCAUCACCAUCAUACAAAAUGACACGCCCACCAUGUUACAUCUACAAAAUCCCCUUAUCGUGCCUUACUGGAUACAUAGCGUCAGAUCGAUGUCCUGUGAGAAAACAAUCAGUUACCCCAUUGCUGGCCCCUGUUGGUGGUGGCGCUGAUAAAUGUGUUUUACCCAAACGGAGCCCAUUGGUACGAAGUAAGGCAGUACACCUACAGUUAUCAGAUGACCAGGCUAAAGAUAGACAUGAUUCGUCGGGUUCGGAUUCCGGAAUAACAAUACUGAAACCAUCGGAAAUAAGUCCACCAGAAAGUCCUUACCAAAAUUACAUUGGACAUGUCGUUUUUUCAGACGUUGAAUCAGAUAUUGUGUGACAAAAGCCAAAGGAUAUAAUACAGAUUACGAUAGAACUGUCAAAAGACAACUAAUUCCUUGUGCCUAAAUGAGACCAGAGUUAACAAGCUUAUUUGAUCUAGAUGAUGAAUCAAUAAAUGUA
Messenger RNA from Mytilus trossulus (common blue mussel), 3353 nucleotides. Its product is annotated as GTPase-activating Rap/Ran-GAP domain-like protein 3. Lineage: Eukaryota; Metazoa; Mollusca; Bivalvia; Mytilida; Mytilidae. The transcript has 28 exons. The record is from RefSeq and is a predicted model, not a curated record. Gene Ontology annotation, molecular function: GTPase activator activity. Gene Ontology annotation, biological process: regulation of small GTPase mediated signal transduction; activation of GTPase activity. Gene Ontology annotation, cellular component: cytoplasm. The coding region runs from base 403 to 3231 and encodes 942 amino acids.